Vittaforma corneae ATCC 50505 is the source of this 327-nucleotide messenger RNA. RefSeq lists its product as uncharacterized. Lineage: Eukaryota; Fungi; Microsporidia; Nosematidae. The transcript has a single exon. The record is from RefSeq and is a predicted model, not a curated record. Bases 1 to 327 code for a protein of 108 amino acids.
AUGGUAGAAGACGCAGAAAAAGAUUCUGUAGAAAAUGACUUGAUCAGCCUGGACAAGAGAAUGCCUCCGUUUAGGAACAAUGCUAGGUUUUUAAGCGCAGUUAAGGAAUUCUUAAGCAACAAGAACAUUCCCCUUCUUUGUGUCAUAAACGAGCAUUCGCUCAUUCGGAAGGCGGCAUGUGAGGUGAUCAGAAAAUCUGUAAACUGCUCCAUAAACAGCUACGAUGCCAUCCUAGUUCCAAACAUCACAAAUCUCAUUAGGAAAAAUGUUUUAAUUUCAAUAAAAUCUAGCGUGCGACGUAUACGAGGGGGAGGUUGCGGAUAUUAA